GUCCCGAGCGACUACAUACCAAUGCUUGAUUUGUUUUGUAUUGUUUGAGGAAAGCUAGCCGCCAACUGUUUCUCUUAGGUUAGCUUAUCGGGCCGAACAAAACCUGCAACCAAAGCACUAACAACAAUUGAUUUCGCGUCUCAUGUAGACCAUACCAGUGGAGGACGCCGCCGAGCACUGAAGUCCGUUAAUCGACCUAGGGUGACGCUAGUUUCUCAGCCUACCCGUCUUUGACGACGACCCUGAAAGCCUGCGUCGCUCUAUUCCUAAUCCUAAACGCGGCAGGCGCUGCGCCGGGUGUCGCCAGGUCCCCUGGCGGACCGACUCAGCCCCGCACUUACCCGCUAGCUCGUCCCCCGUCGACGAGCGACGCUCCUUGAGCUCCCCAAAUCCAGUAGAUACGCCAUUCUCCACGCUUCUCAGCUUGGCUCAGCCGUUCCUCUCGGAGCAACCGCAACCGCGGCCAGCCAUCCUACCCAUCAUCCACAUCAACCCAUCAUCAUCUCCACCACCAGCACACAACCAUGGUUGACGCGGUAGCAUCGCAGCAGCAGCUGCACAAGAUCCUGCUGUCAUGGGAUUACUUUGAGCUGUGGAAGCGCUGCGAGGCGGGCGGCGGUGUCUAUGAGGAGCUGAAGCCGGUGCCGCAGACAUUCGCAAGCAUCAAGGCCUACCAGGCGGUGAUGGAGCCGCUGCUGCUGGAGGAGUGCUGCGCGCAGAUCAUGCGAGGGGUGGAGGAGGGGGAGGUCAUGACGCCACACCCGGCGGUGGUGGCAAGCCAUGAGCAUCGAGAGGAGUUCCUGGUGGUCCGACUGGUGAUGCAGGCGGGUGUCACGGAGCUGUACACGGAUAACGACCUGGUUCUCAUCUGCAAGGAGAACCCGGAGGCGGAGAACGUCAACACGGCGCUGCAUGCGCUGGGGUUCUGUGAGGCGCAUGAGGGGCAGCAGAUGCUGCGGAUCAAGUUCUUCCUGUCCCCGGGCGGUCAGGCGGGCGGGGCGCAGGGGGCGCAGAGGGCUCGCGCCAUGUGUGCGGGUCUGAGCACCCCCUCCUCCUGCUGGUGGCUGCUGCGGCUGGGCAACACCUCCACCAUCACCCGCGAAUGGACGGCGCUGCAGCACGCGCACCUGGUGCCCUUCAUGGACACACUCAUCAGCGGCAAGCCCCGCUCCGCCCCCGCCAGCAAGCACCUGGACAUCCCCCCCGGCAUGCGGGCGGCCAUGGAGCGGGAGUGCAACCCGUCGCAGAUGUCAGCCCUGCAGGCGGGGCUGGACGGCACCCCCGUGGUGCUCAUCCAGGGCCCCCCCGGCACCGGCAAGACGCGCACCAUCCUCAACCUCCUCUCCGUCAUCAUGCACUCCGCGCACAAGAGCAGCAUUGCGGUCAUGACGGCGGCAGCGGGGGCGGGCGCGGGUGGCAAGUCAGCAGACCGUGUGGGUGUAGCUGCACUGCUGCCCCCCUCGCCUGCCGACCGAGCCGACCUCUGGUGCUCCCAGUGCCCCUGGCUCCUGGGCCCCCCCGGCUCCGAAGCCAUGGCAGUAGCAGCAGCCGCCGGGGGUGCCCUGGUAGUGAAUGUACGGGACGAGGUGACGCCGUACGACCCCAUCCCCCCCGGCGCGGGGGUGCACGACGACUGCUUCGGUCUGCUGCGGCGAGUGGUUCCGCACCGGGUGACGCGGCACAUGGGGCCCAAGGCGCAUGUGUUGGUGUGUGCGCCCUCCAACAGCGCGCUGGAUGAGAUCGUGAUGCGUAUCCUUCGUUCGGGUUUGAUGGACAAGGACGGCGCCAACUUCGCUCCCUCGCUGGUGCGGGUGGGGGUGCGCUCGCAUCACAGCGUGGAGGCGGUCAGCUUGGAUAACAUCGUGGAC
This is a messenger RNA of Astrephomene gubernaculifera, 1868 nucleotides long. The record is from the annotation of a GenBank genome assembly. Lineage: Eukaryota; Viridiplantae; Chlorophyta; Chlorophyceae; Chlamydomonadales; Astrephomenaceae.